AGGAGGGUGAUGCUGCGGAGUUAUGGGGCGGAUUUCGGCCGAGCGGGGGAGGCGGAGGAUCCGCUGCGCCGGUUCGGCGGAUCGCCAUCAACAUCGGACAUACUGCCGGCAUUCAAUCGGACCCGACUCUCUCGUUUCUUCCCAAAAGUUCCGACUCUUAUCCCGACGCCUUGGUCCGCAAGCCUCGGGCUCCCGGACCGGGCGCAACACGGCGUCUGUGGUCUACGGACCAUCCAACGAUGUCCGCCAGUGUAUAGCUUUGGACGGUUCACGGAUGACGUGGUGAACUAAGUGCACGUAAUAGAUUCUACGACUCUCUCUUACCCCCUCCUCUCUUCGUCUUCUUCCCUCGCCUCCUACUGUCCACUCCUCCGUUUCUCUCCAAUGUAAAACCCCCUCCUCCCCUCGAAAUCCCCAUGGAAAUUUGGAGAGCUCGCUCCUUCGAGAAGCAUCUCAAAGCCGUUCUCUCCUCUUCCUCUUCUUCUUCGUCCUCCUCCCCUCGCUUCUCCCCUUCUCUCCACAAAACCCUCCUCCGCCGUUCCUUCCAAACCCUAGCCUCGUCCCCUUCUCCUCCUCCUCCUCCUCCUCUUCCCCACCUCUCCUCCUCCUCCUCCUCUUCCGCCUCUUCUCUCUCCUCCCUCCUCUUCCGCCGCCCCCUCCCGCGCUUCUCGCCACCUCCUCGGAACCUUCCUCUCAAACCCUUCUCUUCGGUCUUUUCGAACCAGGAGAUCGAGUGGAGGGAGGAGCACCACCUAUCGGAGUCGUGCUCCGGCGACGAGAGCUACCAGGAUCAUCUCAUCGAGGUUCAACAGGAGAAGCAGAGCCGAUUCAUACCCGUUAAGGCCUACUUCCUCUGCACCAGUAUUGAUUUGAGGAGCUUGCAAUCGCAGAAUGCUUUCAAUGUGAUUCCGCCGAAUUCUCGUGCCACGAACUAUGUAGUUUUGAGAUAUUAUGAUGUGAAAGGGGAUCGCCAGGACCUUGAGUCUGGAUUCGUGAAUGAGAGCAGCUGCCACUAUAUGGUAGUUUUUCAGUACGGCUCAAUUGUCUUAUUUAAUGUUUCUGAUCAUGAAGCAGAUGGUUAUCUGAAAAUUGUAGAGAAACAUGCAUCAGGUUUACUACCGGAGAUGAGAAAGGAUGAUUAUGCGGUUGUGGAGAAACCAAAUUUAGAGACAUGGAUGCAAGGUGGGCUGGACUACAUUGUGCUCAAGAAUUUGAGCAUAGAUGGAAUCCGCACAAUCGGAAGUGUUCUUGGUCAGAGUAUUGCCCUUGAUUAUUAUAUUCGACAAGUUGAUGGGAUGGUAGCAGAAUUCACAGAUAUAAAUCGCGGUAUGGAGAAAACUGGUACCUUCACCAUGAAGAGGAAAAAACUUUUUCAGUUGGUGGGAAAAGCGAACUCUAAUUUGGCAGACGUCAUUCUUAAACUUGGCCUUUUUGAGAGGUCAGACAUUGCAUGGAAAAAUGCAAAUUAUGCUCAGAUAUGGGAAUAUCUUCGGGAUGAAUAUGAGCUAACACAACGAUUCGGGAACCUAGAUUUUAAGUUGAAGUUUGUGGAGCAUAAUAUUCGGUUUCUUCAGGAAAUCCUUCAAAAUAGGAAAUCAGAUUUUCUGGAGUGGCUAAUUAUUAUCUUGAUCGGUGUAGAGAUCCUUAUUUCUGUUUAUAAUAUUGUUCGAGAGCAGCUGUAAUUUCACGGUAAUUUCACGGACUCAAAAAAAAAAAAAAAAAACUUAAAUGUUUGUUGGGCUCUUUGUAUUUCUGCAUUUGUGUUGGCUCCUUGUAAAGAUACUUCCACCAUUCACAUAUGUUGCUGAAGUUGUAAAUUAUUUAAUUAUUUUUUCUCGUAUUAUAAUCCUCAAUCUUUGCUA
Messenger RNA from Ananas comosus (pineapple), 1862 nucleotides. Its product is annotated as sporulation protein RMD1-like. Bases 417 to 1682 code for a protein of 421 amino acids. NCBI's taxonomy places the organism in Eukaryota, Viridiplantae, Streptophyta, Magnoliopsida, Poales, Bromeliaceae. The record is from RefSeq and is a predicted model, not a curated record. The transcript has 7 exons.